UGCAGCCUAGGCACCCAAUAAAUAUACAUCUCUAAAUGCAUCAGCUAAGCAACAGUAUUUUUGCUCAACAAUAAAUUUACGAAAACUCUCAAGGCAGAAAAAUAGAAGAAAUAUUUUGAUAGCCGUGAUUAUUUGUUGCAUUUGAAUAAAAACCACUGAAGUUACGAGCAGCAAAGAGAACGCAGCGAGCUUAAGCCAACAACGUAGUACGACUAGCAAAAGACACCACCAAUUUAAUUUUAUCUAGAAAACCAUACAAUACCGCAAGCAAAGUAGCCAAAAUCUCUAUAUGUAUAGUACGUGUAUUGGUCAUUUAUGAUUGAUAUAUAGCAAAGUUAUAUUUACAAACCCACAACAUAACCGGAAGGGGAGCCCAGAAAAGACAGACAAAUCCACUGCUGCGAUACAGACCGCUGAAUACGGUCAGAUCCAGAUACAUUUUCAUCUAAACCGAGUUAAGACAAAGGCAGCAAAAUAGAUACCAUGGAAGACAAUAACACGAGCAGCAGUGCGGGCGGUGCGUCCAUCAAACACGAGGAUCCAUCGGUGACACUCACAAUAAGGCUGAUUAUGCAAGGAAAGGAAGUUGGUAGUAUUAUUGGUAAAAAGGGUGAAAUUGUCAACAGAUUUCGUGAAGAGUCUGGUGCCAAAAUCAACAUUUCGGACGGCUCAUGCCCGGAACGUAUUGUGACUGUGUCUGGUACAACUAACGCAAUCUUUUCGGCAUUUACGCUCAUUACAAAGAAGUUCGAAGAGUGGUGCUCGCAGUUCAAUGAUGUAGGCAAAGUUGGCAAAACUCAAAUACCCAUUCGAUUGAUUGUGCCCGCCAGUCAAUGUGGAUCGUUAAUUGGCAAGAGUGGUUCAAAGAUCAAGGAGAUUCGCCAGACCACAGGCUGCUCCAUCCAGGUGGCCAGUGAAAUGCUGCCCAAUUCGACAGAGCGGGCGGUUACCUUGAGCGGCAGUGCCGAGCAGAUCACCCAGUGCAUCUAUCAGAUAUGUCUUGUCAUGUUGGAGUCCCCGCCACGCGGUGCUACCAUCCCGUACCGACCAAAACCGCAGGUGACUGGCCCCGUCAUUCUGGCCAAUGGACAGGCAUUCACCAUUCAAGGAAACUACGCAGUGCCCACACAAGAGACCUGUCCAGUAUUUCCACUUGCCCUGGCUACCGGCGGUCUACAUGCUGGUAUCUCAGGCUUGGCGGAUCCUUUGUUAAAGGGGGCACAUUUACAAGGAGCGAUACCAGCACACCACCAUCACCUACAGCAAAUGCCCGAUGUGGCCAAGAACCCGCUGGCCAGUCUGGCUGCCUUAGGCCUGGCUGGGAUGAAUCCGGCCAGCACUGGGGGCAUCAACCACACAGCGAAUCCCGCGAACCGAGCCCAGCAGCAGCAGCACGAGAUGACCGUCUCAAACGACCUGAUCGGCUGCAUCAUCGGCAAGGGUGGCACCAAGAUCGCCGAGAUUCGCCAGAUCUCCGGCGCCAUGAUCCGGAUCUCCAACUGCGAGGAGCGCGAGGGCGGCAACACCGACCGGACCAUCACCAUCAGCGGCAAUCCGGACUCGGUGGCUCUGGCCCAAUACUUAAUCAAUAUGAGUGUUGAGCUGCAGAAGGCCAAUCUCUUGGAGCAAGCCCAGGCCCAGCAGAACGGAGGUGCUGCCGCAGCUCCCGGAGCUGCUGCUGCCGGAGUGGCCGCUGUCGCCGGAGCAGCAGCUCCGACCGCGGGCACGAACGGAGCCAUCCCGACGGUGGCCCUCACCGGCGGCACAGGAGUCGUGGGCGCGGGUGGUGGCGCAGGAGCCACCGGGGUGGCCAAUGGCACUGCUCCGGCGACCAACGGCGGUGGCAGCAGCAUCUCCGCCACCGGGUACACCAGUGCCAAUGGCGGCCAGGCAACAAACGGAUCGGUCGGAGUGAAUCCGGCAGCGGCCGCCGCCCUGUCCAGUCCUCUGGCCUCGGCUCUGCAGUUGCUGACCAAGCCGGGAGCUCUGAGCGCCCUGUCCAACCUGAGCGCCCUCGAUCUGCUCAACCUGACCACGCUGGGCAACAACAACGGGGCCGGUGGCACUCCGGGCGGACCGCCGGUGCAGACGACGGGCGUGAACCGCGCCAAGGGCCACUAUGCCACCUCCCGGUUCCGGCAGCACCAGACGGAGACCGGCGGCGAGGCGGAGAAGCCGCGCAACAAGUUCAAUCCGUACUAGGAUUAGGGCUGCAGCUGCAUCAGCCGGAGAGCAGUGGAGAUAUAGUCGCUUAGUUUUAUAGGAUUUCCAUGAUAGCGUUGCGAAAGCUUUAGACUUUAGAUUCUUGAAGAAGAAGAAGCAAAAUUGUAAAAAAUUCGCUUUAAACUUAUGUGGCAUGCGUACAACAAGCUACGAACGUAUUCAUAUUGUAUUCAGAUUCGUAUUCGAAGUUUCAAGACAAUUUUUACAUCUAGUUAAAGCACAGUAUCCAAGUAAUUGAUAAACAGACCCUAUGCAAUAUG
This is a messenger RNA of Drosophila suzukii, 2483 nucleotides long. The record is from RefSeq and is a predicted model, not a curated record. NCBI's taxonomy places the organism in Eukaryota, Metazoa, Arthropoda, Insecta, Diptera, Drosophilidae.